GUUGAUGAAUUUGAAGUGAUGCUACCGAGAGGCGCAUCUGCCCGCUGAUGAUAAACAGAUCUCCCCUGACGUGCGUGCUUUAUUAUUUCGGUUUAAUCUGCGCUAAAAUAGCGAGCGUCACCGAUGCGUUUACCGGGGAAAAGAGGAGCUUUAAAAGCAUGAGAUAUUAAAGAAAAACACCGAGGAAGGACGGCGGCUUACAUCAGCGGCGGCUGCGCCCAUGGCGGGUCCCGCAUUCACGGGAGCGCACGGGACCUGGAUCACCGCUCGGCUACGGGAGAACGCGUCCUCUUCUUCAUCGUCAUUAUCAUCGGUAUCGACCGCGUCCGCGGAGAAACCGCGCAAACGGAGAGCGUUUAAUCUGGUUAAACUGCGGCAACCGGCCGCCCCCGGUAACAACAACACACCGUUUGUGAUCUCCGGUCAUAUCAAGCACAUCUGCAGUAACUGCAGCCGCGGGAAUGAGAUCCGGGACGAGGGCGCUGAGCGUCUGGCGGCGAUGCGCUCGGAUUCUCUGGUGCCUGGGACACACACACCACCGAUCCGCCGGCGCAGCAAACUGGCCAGUCUAGGACGACUCUUCAAACCAUGGAAGUGGAGAAAGAAAAAGAGUGACAAGUUCAAGCAGACAUCUGCUGCUCUGGAGAGGAAGAUGUCGACACGUCAGAGCAGAGAAGAGCUCAUCAAAAGAGGAGUGUUGAAAGAAGUGUAUGAGACGGAUGAGGUGAGUGUUGACAGCGUUCAUGUGUGUGUGAGUGAUCUGGAUAGACAGACGGUCAUCAGUCCGGUAUCAGAAUCUACAAACACCAGCAUCUGCGGUACAGUUUCGUUCUCAGAGGUCCAGUCGCCUGGAGAAACAGUGACGUGUCUCACUGAUCUCGUCUCAAAGCCAUCUCAAGCCCCGCCCUCUGUCAAACCUGUGCCGUUGCCAAGUGACAGCGCUGACAUCACACACAUAAGGCCAUCAUCAUUAAAACAGCCUCCUGCCUUACCGCCGAAGCCAUACAGCAGAAUACCCAACCACCUGACAGAAACACUUGCUAAACUGUCUCCACCUCUCCCUCCGAAGAAAGUGAUGAUUUGUGAGCCAACGUCUUCGUUUGCUCUCAAAUGUCUGCCGUCACAGGCCACACACACGCACACACACACUCUCACACACUCUCACCCACAGCAUUAUGCUACACUACCCCUGUCUAUACACCCGCCCAGCCGCAUCAUAGAAGAACUCAAUAAAACACUGGCGUUCACCAUGCAGAGAAUAGAGAGUUCUGUACUGCAGGCGGUUCCGUCGGUCCUCAUGGAGACUGAAGAAGAGAAAGAAAACAGAGACUCACCAGUCAACACACACACACUCCUCACACACACCUUCAGCACACACACACACGAGGAAGAAGACGAGGAAGAUGAUGACGACUCGCUGUUUACAAGUACACUGGCUCUACGGAUCUUACGGAAAGAUUCGCUGGCGAUCAAACUGAGUAAUCGACCGUCCAAAAGAGAACUAGAGGAUAAAAACAUCCUGCCAAUGAUGAGUGAUCAGGAGAGACUCGAGUCCAGGCAACAGAUCGGCACCAAACUCACUCGUCGACUCAGUCAGAGACCAUCAGCGGAAGAACUAGAACAGAGAAACAUCCUCAAACCUCGGAAUGAACAGGAGGAGUUGGAAGAGAAAAGAGAAUUAAAAAAAAGACUCUCACGGAAGUUGAGUCAGAGGCCGACCGUAGAGGAGCUCAGAGAGGCGAAGAUUCUCAUCCGCUUUAGCGAUUAUGUAGAAGUUGCGGAAGCUCAGGAUUACGACCGUCGAGCGGACAAACCCUGGACACGACUCACUGCUGCAGACAAGGCUGCCAUACGUAAAGAACUCAACGAGUUUAAGAGCACAGAGAUGGAGGUGCACGAGUCGAGUCGACAUCUAACCAGAUUUCAUCGACCGUAGCGGAAACUAUGAUGGAACCAGUGAACGCUUUUUUUUAGGAGCUGUUAAACUUUAAUCAGAUGCAUUGAUCUAAGACUAAAGAGAGACUAGUGCGAAUUUUGAUCAGGAAUCACCACGGAGGAAAGUCUCACUGAGCCCAUGCUCACCCUCCAGGAAUAUUGCCCUGCGUACACCGGCCAAUUCACAGUGGAAAGAUUUUAAGAUUGACGUCAAUGGGGCCAGUGUGUGUGUGUGUGUGUGUGUGUGUGUGUGUGUGUGUGUGUGUGUGUGUGCGAGAAAGAGAGCUGUUUUGUGCGGAUGAUAUACAUGUAUAUUCUAAAACAUAACAUUUAAAAACUGAAUUAUAUGUGUUUUCGCCAUUAAUUUUUAUUUUCCCGAAUUACAGUUUUUAAUGCAACAGAUAACGUGGUGGAUUUUCUAAAUAAUUCAUCUUUUAUUUCUGCUCUCAAAACACAGAAACACAACAGAAAAGACUUUUAUACAGAGUACAACUUGUGUUAUUACAAGCAAAAUUACAAAUAUCUGUCUUUUAAUUCACAGUUUUCUGUUCUACUGCAUUUUUGGAGUCACAAAACCAUGUUACAACUUCAAAAACUUCUAUCGUGACACGCCCACAUUACACCGACCAAUCACAGUGGAGGAGAUCUUGACGGAUGUGACAGGACAAAGCAAUAAUGCGUUAAAGCCUUGAUUGUAUUCUUGAUGUUUUUGUCUGUUUAUUGCUCUUUUGUCUCUGCGGUUAAACACCCUUCACUCUGAUAAACAAGCGUUUGGCUGAAGUUUGCUAAGUAGGGUGUAGGCCGUUUUGUUUGGAGCACACCCUUUAAACUCUGCCUGAUCUACAGGGCGUCAUGUUGCCAAAAUGAAACCAAAACGGGCGUUCAUAUUCAAGAGGGACGAAACAAUCAGUGUUAUUAUUAUUUUUUUUUAUAUAUAAUUUUAUUCUCAGUGAUCACACAGAAAUUGCAACAACAUGUGACAAAAAUGUUUUGUUAAUAUUUAUAAAUAUUUUUAAAUGACUUUUAUACUUAAACACAUUGGCAGGGCAUUGAACAUUAAAGGAAAAACCAAAAUGAAAAUUAACGUUAUUAUUAAUGUCGUUCCAAACCCAUAUGCUGUCAUUUGUGUUGGACUUUUGGAGCUUAACAGCUGAAGUCACUAUGAGCUGUAGUUUUAUAGGAAAUUUCUCCUUUUGUGCAUACGAGUUUGAAACGACAUGAACAUAACGACAGAAUUUUCACAUUUAAUUUAAGUGUUUAACACACAGAAGAGCAAAAGUCAUGUUUUGAAUGAUUAAGAUGUGUUUUCCGUUUACAGUUCUUUAACGUCGCUCUCUUGCGCUGCUGCUAUUAGCUCAGAAACCCGCAAAGAGAGCGCAUGUGCAUGUCAUGUGACUGUCACUCUGGGAUUAUGUAUGCAGAUCCUCGAGUAAAGAAACGUAAUAAAAACAAACCGCGA
Molecule: messenger RNA, 3394 nt
Organism: Myxocyprinus asiaticus (Chinese sucker)
Lineage: Eukaryota; Metazoa; Chordata; Actinopteri; Cypriniformes; Catostomidae
Product: phosphatase and actin regulator 1-like
Exons: 13
Coding region: 221-1936 (571 amino acids)
Biological process (GO): cell motility; stress fiber assembly
Molecular function (GO): actin binding
Source: RefSeq, a predicted model, not a curated record